AGCAGAGUGUAACACACAUGAGCAAUCCCCAGUGAGAGACCAGGCGGCUGCACAGGAUCUCAGUGCCACAGGACGCCGGUCAGUGAUAUGACAAGAUGGAAGACAGUUAUCUGGUAUCGGCCUCUGAACGCCUUUUGUUGGAUCACGGACUUGCGCUCAGUAAUUGCCGGGCUAAGACGCUUGAUGAACUUGUCAUUUUAUACCUGCGCAAACUGCUGCUGAAGGAGGUGGGCCUGAUACAGUAUUGUACCGCUCUGCGGUCCUGCACCGUGGCUAAUAACUUCAUUACAGACAUCGCGGCUGUGAGGGAAUGUGUGCAUGUGGUCAGGCUGGAUUUACAUGGAAAUCAGAUACAGAAUCUUCCAGGGAAGGAAUUUUGGAAGGCGUUGGAGAAGCUGAAACUCCUUUAUCUGCACAAUAAUCAGAUCAGCAAUCUGAGUAACGUUGAGUCGUUGUCCUACUGUCCGGCGCUGGCCGGGCUCACACUAUACGACACCCCGCUGAGCCUGCAGAAGGGUUACCGCCACAUCGCGGUUAACAGCAUAUGGUCAUUAAAAGCCUUCGAUAACUUUGUUAUUUCCGAUGAGGAGAUUAUUGAAGCCUGGACGCUCCAUGGCAGGUUCAAGGCUCUGUGUCCCGAUUUACACCUCAACUUGUUACCGGCGCCCAGCAAGGACUUCUGCUUGCAGAAUGACAUGAAGGUUGUGAACGAAAUCAUUAGAAAAAUCAAUGGCAUCCUUGCACGGUGUUCCCCUGUGCUAAUUGUCCAGAAGUGGAUACGCGGAUAUUUAGUGCGCAGGAGACUGGGACUUAUUCCUCAUCUGGAGAUGCAGAGGAAGAAAUCACAUUACCAGCGUAGAGGAAGUGUGGAGGAGGAGAGGAAGACCAAAGUGAUGCCUAAUAACUUGCCAGCCCUACAGAUAAGCCACAGAAAGCUGCCCGCGAUUACACAGCCCGUGAGAGGAGUAAAUAGGACAUUGGAUGCACAGCCAGUGAUGCAUAUCACAGUGGAUCUGAGGACGCUACAACAGGACGUGCUGCAGGUUUUGCCAGAAGCAGAAAUUGUUUAUGAUCUGAGAGACCAAAUUCAGCCGCUGCCACCACCUGCCCGCGUCACAGACUCUGUACACGAGGAGAAGAGAGCGAAGGACAUCAAAGUAACCAAGCAGCAAGAGCAAGAUAAAAUAGAGCCAGGCCAACAAAAUGAUACAGAAUUUAAUCUUUUUGGAAGCAAAGCCGUAGUCUAUGAAUCAAACCCUUCAAAAGACCUUCUGGCAUCCAACGCAAAGUCAGCUAAAGAUAUCCGCUCUUCGGUCCAGCAAAUCCAUUCAAGUAUACAAGCCCAACGGGAACUUGCGCAUGUAGUAAAAGACCAGCUAGAGAAGAGAUGUCCCGAAGAAGGCAGAUAUUUAAUGAAUCUCUUACCCUUGUGCGCUGUAGACCGCGCAUACGAAAAUCGGGAGAAGUAUGACAGACAAGUGAAAAACAGGAAUUUGGCACUGCAGGUCCAGACGGACCGGAAGCAAGCAAGGUAUAACGUCGAAGAGUUUCUGGAGGGACGAAAAAAAUACGCCUUGGACCAAAAUGAAAAGGACGGCCAGUAUCUGCAGCAACAUUGGCGGGCCAGCCUGGUGGAGAAAUCCAACUUUAUUGACAAGGUCAAGCAUCGACAAGAACAGUUUCACCAGCAAAAGGAGGCGAGAAAGGCUGACAAUUCACUGGCCAGAGAGUUUAACACGCAGCACACGUCUGUUACAAAGACUCUGCUGAGACAUGACCGAAUAAUCCGGCGCCAGGAGGAAAUGCAAGAAAAGGCAGCAGCUCUGCAAAGUAUGAGAGAAAACCAGGAGAAGCAGAAGGAAUUCACCACAUGCCUCCAAAAACACAGGCAGCUGGUGCUCCAGAUUGAGAACGCUUCCGAAAAGGUUACGCUGGGUUCUCUUGUUCUUCAGAAAGCUAAUGACAGGUUACAUGAAGCCCAGACGCAUGUCACAACGCUGAGGGGUCAUCGCAACGCAGCAGAACCUAUGUAUAAAGUGGCCGUGAAGCAGCCUGUUUCCAAGGAGACACAGCUAAAACCGGGACGCACUUAAAAUAAUUGCCGGCAGCCAUCCAGUGAUACAAAAUACACAAUACAGGAGUUUGGAUAUUUUAUUUUAUUUUGGUUUUGGAGAAAUUAUUUUCCAUUCAUUACUGUACAGAUAUAAAAUAAAGUUAUUUGGGAGUUUUAUCUGA
Pseudophryne corroboree (corroboree frog) is the source of this 2235-nucleotide messenger RNA. It is a transcript of the gene LRRIQ3, whose product is annotated as leucine rich repeats and IQ motif containing 3. The transcript is spliced from 9 exons. Gene Ontology annotation, molecular function: protein binding. The record is from RefSeq and is a predicted model, not a curated record. Lineage: Eukaryota; Metazoa; Chordata; Amphibia; Anura; Myobatrachidae. Bases 96 to 2093 code for a protein of 665 amino acids.